This is a messenger RNA of Morchella importuna, 276 nucleotides long. RefSeq lists its product as uncharacterized. The record is from RefSeq and is a predicted model, not a curated record. The coding region runs from base 1 to 276 and encodes 91 amino acids. Lineage: Eukaryota; Fungi; Ascomycota; Pezizomycetes; Pezizales; Morchellaceae. The transcript has a single exon.
AUGGAUACUCUUCUCCAGGAGGUGGUGGUGCACCUUAUAGACAGAAUGGACAGGGUUCCGAUGGACCCCCUCCCAAUGCGCCUACUGGACCACGAAAUGCAAAGGGUUCCGGAAGUAACUAUAGAGGAGGCGGAAGAGGUGCAACUGCAGCCAGGGCCAAUGAUAGAGGCGGUGCCGGGUAUGGUGCUGGAUAUAGGGGUGGUUAUCACCCUUACGCCAGGAAUGGCUAGAGAUUUUGCUAUACGCACCUCCAAAACUGAAGGUAAACGCAAAUAA